AUGGAGGACGUUCUAGAUGCAAGGGCUAUAAAUUCAAUCGAGUGCUGGUUACAUGGUUUACUUUGUGAGCAAUUCAUCCAGAAGACGGCUCGAGACUUCUCACCAAUCAUGAUAAAGGUAUUUCUCGGCUUGCUGGCAUCCUCAGCCAUGUCAAAAGGAAUGUUCAUAAACAACAAAACGGAUAUUGGGAAUUUUACACCUCCUCCACCUGGCUCACAUGACAGACCCAUUCCCCCUGAAUACUGGGAUACUAGUGGUUAUCCUCCACUGCCUGACAACCACAUGCCACAACAUGACUAUGACAUGACAGAUGAUGGCCCUCCACAGAUACGCUCUGGCAUCCUAAUGCCAUAUGAGAUGCCCACUGGGAUGCCUGUUCCAACAGAGGAAUACCCAAAGCUACCACAGGGUUAUCCUUUGCCACCAAAUAGUAGGGAUCUUUCCAAAGGGUCCAGCAUGUUCAACAUACCAGAUUUGACAUAUUGCAGUCUGAUCAUGGAAGCACCUGUGCUCCCAACCGCAGAUCAAGUACCUUGGUUCUGCACCUGCUCUUUGUGCAAAGGAGCAAGCAGUGGCCCAAAGGGUGAGAAAGGAGACAGAGGCCUACAAGGUCCACCUGGGAGUCCUGGAAGUAGAGGUCUAAGUGGUCCCCGAGGUCAGCCAGGUUUUACAGGUCUACAAGGACUUAAGGGCCAGAAAGGUGAUCAAGGUAUUAAAGGGAGUGAUGGUCUAUCGGGCCCAAUGGGAAUAAAGGGAGACCGUGGAUUCAAGGGUGAUAAAGGAGACAUGGGUACAGAAGGGAGGGCAGGGGACCAAGGACCUCCUGGACCCCCUGGGGAUUGCUCUUCAAGGUGUACUUCUGUAAAUGGACCUCCAGGAGAAGUUGGACUACCAGGAGUAGUUGGGCCUAGAGGCCUUCCAGGAGGCUCAGGAGAACCUGGAGUGAAAGGCAAGAAGGGAGAUCAGGGUGAAAUGGGUAAGCCUGGAGUUCCAGGCCUUGAUGGACUGAAAGGAGAUCAAGGUGAACAAGGUGUGUGCAAUUGCAAGGAUGGGGCCAAAGGUGCAGAUGGAAUUACUGGACCUCCUGGUCCAAAGGGUGAAAAAGGGAAUUUUGGCUCUCAGGGGGUUGAAGGGGUAAGUGGUCCUAAAGGCGAAAAAGGAGAACUAGGAGUGACAGGUUUUCCUGGCCCCUGCUCUCCUGCCAUCCAAUCAGGGUUUUCAGCAAGACUGGCUAUCAGUAACCCAAAUCCAGAUAAACCUGUCCCCUUCAGCUUAAUCAUUUACAAUGUACAGUUUCACUACAACUCCAUUACCGGUGUCUACAAGGCUCCUGUCAAUGGUACAUACAGCUUUAGCUAUAAUUUGCAUGUUUUCAACAAAGUCCUCAAAGUGGGGCUCUUCCACAACUUUAUCCCAAUUGUGAAAAGCACCGGGCCAAUAAACCUUGGUAUGGUCUCUCAGGAGGUGAUUCUACACCUGAAACAGGGUGACGAAGUAUGGAUCCAGGUAAAGGACACAAACAGUAAUGGUAUGGGUGUCAAAAGCGAGACCAGUAGCACCUUCUCUGGCUUCCUGCUUUACCCAGACAGCUGUGAGGCACCCUUUUCCCGAGAAAUACCUGACCCUAUCAUUGGCACGUACAGCUGGGGUACAGUGGAAGAACCAGACAAUCCAUAAAUAUACAGUAAUUGUUGUUCAAAUGCCAAAUUUCACACAAGACAACAAAGCUCUUUAAUAUCUAUAUUGAUACUUCUCA
Molecule: messenger RNA, 1756 nt
Organism: Neoarius graeffei (lesser salmon catfish)
Lineage: Eukaryota; Metazoa; Chordata; Actinopteri; Siluriformes; Ariidae
Product: inner ear-specific collagen-like
Exons: 6
Coding region: 1-1677 (558 amino acids)
Molecular function (GO): protein binding
Source: RefSeq, a predicted model, not a curated record